GGGGAGGGACGCGUGCCGGGACAACUGGGGAGGCCAGUGGGGCUUCCAGAGGCCUCGUCCCCCUCCUCGGCCCUCCGUCUGCCCGUUUCCCUGUCUGUGGGGGCGUUCGGGCGGCCGUGACUCGGUUUCUCUCUUCGUGCCCAGCUGCCCCGCAGGACCUCUGCAUCGACCAGGCCGUGGUGCUCAUCGAGGAUGCCAUCCAGUACCGCUCCAUCAAUCACCGCAUGGAUGCCACGUCGCUGGCGCUGUACCGCUGGUACUACUCCCGGCUGUGCCAGGGGGUCUUGAGCUUCACCAUCUUCCUCAUCCUGACUCUGGCCUUCGUGGAGAUCCCGUCGUCCCUGACGGUCACUUCGGACGUCCGCUACCGCCGGGCCGCCUGGCAGCCUCCGUGCGGCCUCACCGAGAGCGUCGAGCUGCUCUGCCUCCUCGUCUUCCUGGCCGACGUGUCCGUGAAG
Gracilinanus agilis (Agile Gracile Mouse Opossum) is the source of this 458-nucleotide messenger RNA. RefSeq names its product two pore calcium channel protein 2-like. The annotation marks the transcript as partial. Gene Ontology annotation, molecular function: voltage-gated channel activity. Gene Ontology annotation, cellular component: lysosomal membrane. The record is from RefSeq and is a predicted model, not a curated record. Lineage: Eukaryota; Metazoa; Chordata; Mammalia; Didelphimorphia; Didelphidae. The transcript is spliced from 3 exons.